CAGCGUAUAAAGUGGGUGUGAGCUUCCAAACUCUCACAUACAAAAAAAAAAAACUCCGAAACUCGCCUCGCUUACGAGCCACUCCUCCCCUCUCGCUCCCCUUAAGAAUUCUGCCGCGGUUAGGGUUUUGAUCUCUCUCGCGGAUAAUGGAAGGAGCAUUCGAUGCCUCGUCUCUAGCUCGCAGACGCCUGGUCGUCCUCUCUGCUCACCUCGCCGCUGGCGCUGCCUCCGUUCCCGGCGGCGGUCUCCCGCCUGUUCUGGAGAGGUCCCCCGUAUCCGCCCACGAUAUCGUGCGGCCUCCAGGGAAUCUUGGCGGCUUGUUGACGGUGACCGAUGGGAGAACCGGAAAGCGCUACGAAAUCAAGGUUUCCGAGGAAGGAACCGUCAGAGCUACCGAUUUCAAGAAGAUUACAACAUAUAAAUAUGACAAGGGGCUCAAACUCUAUGAUCCUGGUUAUCUCAACACAGCCCCAGUCCGUUCGUCCAUCUGUUAUAUUGAUGGAGAUGAAGGGAUUCUUCGCUACCGAGGAUACCCGAUUGAGGAGUUGGCUGAAAGCAGCACAUUUCUUGAAGUGGCUUAUCUCUUAAUGUAUGGGAAUUUACCUUCUCAGAGCCAGUUGGCAGACUGGGAGUUUGCAAUUUCUCAGCAUUCUGCUGUCCCUCAGGGCAUUCUGGAUAUUAUACAGUCAAUGCCUCAUGAUGCGCACCCAAUGGGAGUACUUGUCAGUGCAAUGAGUGCGCUUUCUGUUUUCCAUCCGGAUGCAAACCCUGCUCUUAGAGGCCAAGAUCUUUAUCAGUCAAAGCAAGUAAGGGACAAGCAAAUUGCAAGGAUAAUUGGAAAGGCACCAACAAUUGCAGCUGCUGCAUAUUUACGGAUGGCAGGAAGGCAUCCUGUUCUUCCAUCAAGCAAUCUUUCAUAUUCAGAGAACUUUUUGUACAUGUUGGACUCAUUGGGUAACAGGUCAUAUAAACCUAACCCUCGACUUGCUCGGGUUCUUGAUAUUCUUUUCAUCCUGCAUGCUGAACAUGAAAUGAACUGCUCCACAGCUGCUGCUAGACAUCUUGCUUCAAGUGGAGUGGAUGUCUUCACUGCUCUUGCUGGAGCUGCUGGAGCUUUGUAUGGUCCACUCCAUGGCGGGGCAAAUGAGGCUGUUCUUAAAAUGCUGAAUGAAAUUGGGAAAGUUGAAAAUAUUCCAGAGUUUAUCGAGGGAGUGAAGAACAGGAAGCGGAAGAUGUCAGGUUUUGGACAUCGUGUGUACAAAAACUAUGAUCCUCGUGCUAAGGUCAUUCGCAAAUUGGCGGAGGAAGUUUUCUCAAUUGUUGGACGUGAUCCUCUGAUUGAGGUAGCUGUUGAGUUAGAGAAAGCUGCACUGUCAGAUGAGUACUUUGUUAAGAGGAAGCUUUAUCCUAAUGUUGAUUUUUACUCAGGCCUAAUCUACCGGGCUAUGGGAUUUCCAACAGAGUUCUUCCCUGUUCUGUUUGCUAUCCCUCGUAUGGCUGGCUACUUGGCGCACUGGCGGGAAUCACUUGAUGAUCCUGAUACAAAGAUCAUGAGACCACAGCAGGUGUAUACUGGUGUCUGGCUCCGUCAUUAUGCACCUGUGAGAGAGCGACUGGUGUCCAAAGAGGCUGACAGGCUUGGUCAAGUGGCAGUUUCCAAUGCAACAAGGCGACGGCUGGCAGGAUCUGGCGUGUAAUUUAACGCAGACCCACGGCAAAUGCUUUAAUAAUGUAAACUAGCAACCCUUGUGGCAAUGGUAGCUUAAUAAUGCUAGGGCUGAAUCUGAAAAGUGUUUAGCCUGAAUAGCUGAGUAAUUGUUCUUUUGGUCACCAUAAGCCCAGAAUAAUGUGAGCCAAAUGAAUAUUAAUAUGUGGAAAUUUUUUGCAAUGUUCUAGAUGCAAACUACUCUCUCUUCCUCCAAA
Messenger RNA from Elaeis guineensis (African oil palm), 1923 nucleotides. RefSeq names its product citrate synthase, glyoxysomal. Gene Ontology annotation, cellular component: mitochondrial matrix. The record is from RefSeq and is a predicted model, not a curated record. Lineage: Eukaryota; Viridiplantae; Streptophyta; Magnoliopsida; Arecales; Arecaceae. Gene Ontology annotation, biological process: tricarboxylic acid cycle; carbohydrate metabolic process.